Fundulus heteroclitus (mummichog) is the source of this 3652-nucleotide messenger RNA. RefSeq names its product ATPase phospholipid transporting 10B (gene atp10b). The record is from RefSeq and is a predicted model, not a curated record. NCBI's taxonomy places the organism in Eukaryota, Metazoa, Chordata, Actinopteri, Cyprinodontiformes, Fundulidae. Gene Ontology annotation, molecular function: magnesium ion binding; ATP hydrolysis activity; ATP binding. Gene Ontology annotation, biological process: phospholipid translocation. Gene Ontology annotation, cellular component: plasma membrane.
GAGGGAGAAGCAGUAUGUGGAGAAACGUUGGAAGGACGUGCGAGUGGGAGAUUUUGUGAAGGUAGUUUGCAACGAGAUCGUCCCGGCGGACCUGCUCCUCCUCUAUUCAUCCGACCCCAACGGUGUUUGCCACAUAGAGACGGCCAACCUGGAUGGGGAAACCAACCUGAAGCAGAGGACGGCUGUUUCUGGACUUUGUACAUCGAGUCCCGGAUUUGAGCCCGAGAGCUUCAAUUGCGCUGUGGUGUGUGAAAGGCCCAACAACAAUCUGAAUCAUUUCAAGUGUUUAGUAGAGAAACCUGAUAAAGACAGGGUGGGCGCCAGCAUUGAGAGUUUGUUGCUGCGAGGCUGCACAGUGAGGAACACGAAUCAUGCUGUUGGCUUUGUGGUGUACGCAGGCCAUGAAACCAAGUCCAUGCUCAACAACAAUGGGUCGAGAUCCAAGCGAAGCAAACUGGAGCGGAAGCUGAACGUAGACGUCUUCUUCUGCCUCAUCCUCCUCUUCACCAUGUGCCUCAUCGGAGCACUCGGCCACUACUUAUGGUUGGAGUCACUGCCUGGCGUGCCCCCUUUCCUGGUCCCUGACAGCAAUGGUCACCUGGAUGAACCCAGUCUAGCGAGUUUCUACAUGUUUUUCACCAUGAUCAUUCUCCUUCAGAUCUUGAUUCCCAUCUCUCUCUACGUGUCUAUUGAGCUGGUAAAAGUGGGUCAGAUCUUCUUCAUCACUAAUGACAUUGACCUGUACGAUGAGGAGACGGACAGCCGCGUGCAGUGCAGGGCUCUGAACAUCACGGAGGACCUCGGGCAGAUUGAGUACGUCUUCUCAGACAAGACAGGCACCCUCACCGAGAACAAGAUGGUGUUUCGCAGAUGCUCCAUCAUGGGUACCGAGUAUCCACACAAAGAAAACGCCAUCCGCCUUGCUGUCCUCGAUGAGCCCGAGACCGAGGAGGAGGUUAUCUUCAACCAGCAUCAACAACUCCCACGAACCAGGUGGUCCUUGGAGGCUGAGGGCAUCGGCCCUGCAGACACGCAUUGGCAGGGCAGCAGGCGCAAGAGCAAGGUGGCGGCGAACGCACAGAGCGACGCGGCCUUCAGCAGUCCACUGGAAACUGAGGUGAUUCCAGACCAGAAGCUGCUUCAGCAGAUUACCAGGGCAGAGAGCGGCGGUGGCCACAGAGACAGCAGCAGAGAGAAAGAUCCUCAUCUGGACUUCUUUCUGGCUCUCGCCAUUUGCAACACGGUGGUUGUUUCCAUGGCGAAUGCUCACAGACAGAGGGCGUGCACAUCUCCACACUCCAGCCAGACGAACAACCCUCUGGAGGCCUUUUCCAGUUUGCUGAAAAGAGCCGGGUCUUUCAUCCAGCGCAAGUCCAAGAGGAACCACACCAUUUUAGAGGUUCCAGUCACAGACGCCGCAAAGACGGACAGCAGAGAAGACAGAAACGGAGUCCAAACAUGUUCCCUCCAUCCGCUGUCUCAAAGCGGCGGCCCAACACUGGAGCCAGAGGACCUGUGCUAUGAGGCAGAGAGCCCCGACGAGGCCGCCUUGGUGUACGCAGCCAGAGCAUACGGCUUCAUCCUGCUGGCGCGGACUCCUGACAGUGUGACUGUGAGGCUCCCGUCUGGGGAGGAGCUGGUGUUCGAGGUGCUCGACACUUUGACAUUUGACUCCAACAGGAAGAGGAUGUCUGUUUUGGUGAGACACCCAGUCACCAAAGAGUACGUGCUGUACACUAAAGGUGCCGACUACUCCAUCAUGGAGCUACUUGGGACGCCUUAUGCAGAACACAUCAGUGGCGUUGAGAAAAACAUAGCUGCGGAUACUCAGCAUCACCUCGACUGCUACGCAAAGGAGGGCCUCCGCACACUUUGCAUCACCAAAAAAGUUGUGAGUGAGAGCACAUACCGAAGCUGGUCGGGUGAGAGGAAAAGAGCGAAGGCCGCUAUGGAGUGCAGGGAGGAGCAGAUCAUGAAAACGGCCGUGCAGCUGGAGACCAACCUCACCCUGUUAGGGGCGACUGGCAUCGAGGACCGUCUGCAGGAGAAUGUCCCAGAAAGCAUCAUGGCGCUGCGGGAGGCAGGGAUGCAUGUGUGGGUGCUGACAGGUGACAAGCCAGAGACGGCUGUCAACAUCGGCUAUGCCUGCAGGCUACUGGAGGAGGAAGACCUGGUGAUAAACAUGAGCUGCAAAAACAAGCUCACGUGCACGUCCAUCCUGGACUGCACUCUGGAGGAGGUGAGGAGGUACGGAGAGGACCCUAGUAACGUGGACACAACUCCCAACAUUUCUCUGGUGAUUGAUGGAAACACUCUCACCAUGGCCAUGUCGCCCGACCUGCAGGAGCGGUUCGUGGACUUGGCGAAGCGCUGCCGAUCUGUUCUCUGCUGCAGAGUAACGCCCCUGCAAAAGAGCGGAGUGGUGAAACUGGUCAGGGAGAAACUCAAAGUCAUGACACUAGCUGUCGGUGAUGGUGCAAAUGAUGUCAACAUGAUCCAAGCAGCGGAUGUCGGCAUUGGGAUAUCCGGUCAGGAGGGCAUGCAGGCGGUCAUGGCGAGCGACUUUGCCAUAUCACGCUUUAAGCACCUGACAAAGCUUCUCCUCGUCCAUGGACACUGGUGCUACACUCGACUGGCAAACAUGGUCAUUUAUUUCUUCUAUAAGAACGUGGCCUACGUGAACUUGCUGUUCUGGUAUCAGUUCUUCUGCGGAUUCACGGCCACGGCAAUGAUCGACUACUGGCUGAUGAUCUUCUUCAACCUAUUCUUCACCUCCACCCCACCCAUCUUGUUUGGCAUCUUUGACAAAGAUGUUUCAGCCGAGGUGCUGCUGGGGGUUCCUGAGCUGUACAGGACGGGUCAAGGCAAAGGGGAAUACAAUUUCCUAACUUUCUGGAUUUCUAUACUGGACGCCUUCUAUCAAAGUCUUGUCUGCUUCUUCAUUCCAUAUUUGGCUUACCGGGAUUCAGAUGUUGAUAUUUUCACCUUUGGGACGCCACUCAACACGGUUGCUUUAUUUACCAUCCUGCUGCAUCUUGCAAUAGAAAUCAAAUCCUGGACGCUGGUCCAUUGGAUUAUCAUGCUGGGCAGUGUGGCGCUGUAUUUCAUCGUGACGCUGGCCUACAGUGCCGUCUGUGUUACCUGCAAUCCUCCAUCCAACCCUUACUGGAUCUUUCAGAGCCAGAUGGCCGACCCCAUGUUCUACCUUAUCUGCACCCUCUCCACCGUGGUGGCUCUGCUGCCCAGGUACACGUUUUAUGUGCUGAAGAACUCUGUCGCCCCCUCCCCGCUCCUGCAAGGCAGGCAGCUGGACCGGAUGGACCCCUCUACGAGGGACCAGUGGAUCAAGGAGUGGAGGGGCUUCAGGGGAGGAGGGCCGGUCAAACGCUAUGAGCUGUCUGACCCACCCACUCCCACCCUGGAGACCCCUGCAGACUUCUUUCCUGACUCUGACGCUGAUUUCAUGGGGGAUGAUCUUAGCCUAAACGUCAUCACACAGAACCGUCAGAGGGUUGUGGCAACGUGAUGGGAGAACAGAAGCGCUAUGAUGAUAAUUUAUUCAGGAAACUGUAAAUAUCUCAACUGGCUCAUGUGUGACUCCCUGACUGGAGUUAAUUUUGCAAUAAACUGCUUAAUUAAAGCAUGUACAGGC